Messenger RNA from Chaetomium fimeti, 2054 nucleotides. RefSeq names its product major facilitator superfamily domain-containing protein. Gene Ontology annotation, cellular component: plasma membrane. The record is from RefSeq and is a predicted model, not a curated record. Lineage: Eukaryota; Fungi; Ascomycota; Sordariomycetes; Sordariales; Chaetomiaceae. The transcript has 3 exons. Gene Ontology annotation, molecular function: transmembrane transporter activity. Gene Ontology annotation, biological process: transmembrane transport. The coding region runs from base 116 to 1891 and encodes 591 amino acids.
GGCGCCACUUUGACUUUUCUUUCUUUGACAUCGCGUCUUCUGCCUGUCCGUUCCUCGUCCCAUCUCUGUCUCAAUUCUCCCGAGACAACAACCGAGGUGCUCGACAAAAGUCACCAUGAUGACCGACACAGAGGCCGAAAAGGCCACCCAUCCCGGGACAGCACCCUCCCCCUCCACACCAACAACAACCACCACAACCACCCCCAAACCCGACGACGACAACAACAACAACAUCACCACCACCACCAAAAAAGGUGACGACCCCUUCACCACCGCCACCGCCGGCGUCGACGCCGUCGUCUACCCGACCGGCAUCAAGCUAAUCCUGAUCAUCGUCUCGCUCUGCAUGGCCGUGUUCCUCGUCGCGCUAGACCAGACCAUCAUCGCCCCCGCGCUGGGCGCCAUCACGGGCGAGUUCGGCUCCGUGAAGGACAUCGGCUGGUACGGCGCCGCCUACCUGCUGACCACGACGGCGCUGCAGCCCAGCUACGGCUCGCUGUACCGCAUGUUCAGCGUCAAGUGGGUCUACCUGGCUGCUGUGACUGUCUUUGAGAUCGGCAGUCUGGUGUGUGCGCUUGCGCCGACGAGUAAUGCGUUUAUUGUGGGCAGGGCGGUGGCGGGGAUGGGUACGGCUGGGUUGUUUUCGGGGGGGAUUGUUAUCAUGUCGUAUUCCCUCCCCCUGCGCAAGCGGCCGAUUGCGUUUGGCUUGGUUGGAGCUAUGUGGGGGAUUGCGAGUGUUGCUGGUCCGUUGUUGGGUGGUGCCUUUACCGAUAGGCUGACGUGGCGGUGGUGCUUUUACAUCAACCUGCCCAUCGGGGGCGCGGCGAUGCUGGCCAUCUUUUCGUUCCUGCACAUCGAGCAGAAGCUGAACGAGGAGGGGCUGACGGUGGUGCAGAGGAUUCUGAGCCUGGAUCUGCUGGGCAUGUCGAUGUUGGUGCCGUCGAUUGUGUGUCUGUUGCUGGCGCUGCAGUGGGGAGGGACCGAGUAUGCGUGGAAUAGCUCCGUCAUCAUCGGCUUGUUCGUCGGGUUCGCGGUGAUGGCCAUCAUCUUCAUCGGGAUCCAGAUCUGGAAGGGGGACAAGGCCACGCUGCCGCCGCGCCUGUUCAAGAACCGGGACGUCCUCUGCGCCAUGUUCUUCACCUUCUUCUUUGGCGCCGCCUUCUUCCCGCUCGUCUACUACUUGUCCAUCUACUUCCAGGCCGUCCAAGGCGACUCUGCCGUCCAGGCCGGAAUCAAGCUCCUCCCGCUGCUGAUCUCCGUCGUCAUCAUGUCCAUCGCCGGGGGCGGCUUGAUCGCCGCCGUGGGAUACUACAACCCCUUUAUCAUCCCGUCCAUGGCACUCCUGACCAUCGGAGCCGGCAUGAUCACGACCUUCGCCGUCGACAGCCCUCUGCGCGUCUGGUUCGGCUACCAAGUCAUCGCCGGCCUCGGCAUCGGCAUGGGUUUCCAGACCGGCGCCCUCGUGGUACAAAACAGCGUGUCGCACGAGUGGAUCCCACAAGCCACCGCGUGCGUGCAAUUCUUCCAGUCGAUGGGCGGGUCCAUCUUCAUCGCGGUGGCGCAGGCCGUGUUCCUGAACGGGCUGACGGCGGGGAUCGUGCGGGACGUGCCCGAGGUGCCGGCGCAGGUGCUCAUCAACAGCGGCGCGUCGCAGAUCCCGCAGGUGCUCGCGGACCUGGGCGUCGCGGACCGCCUGGGCGCCGUGCUGGGCGCCUACAUGGAGGGGCUGCGCAACUCGUUCUUCAUCACCGUCGGGUGCGGCGCGGGCGCGUUCGUGGCCGUUUGCGCGCUGAGCUGGAAGAAGAUCCAGAAGCGGCAGGCGGCUGAACCUGGGACGGAAGAGGCGGGGAAAGAUGAGGAGGCGGUUGUUGUUGGCGAGGGUUCAAAGUAGACUGGUGGGUUUGGGCAGUGCCUUGUGCCAUGAUCGUAAAAGAGAGAGGGGUAUUCGUUGUUAUUUGGAGCCUCGUGGAUGUCGGGAAAAUAGAUACCCUACUCCUUGCUAGUUAAUUAUAUAUUUAUAAUGACAAUGUCUAAUGACUUCCGAUAAUUUCGUC